CUCAGAUGAAGCAGGAGCAUGACAAGAGGCAAGCAAGCCUCAUAGCUGAACACAACGAACAGCUAAAGCGUACCCAACUGCAAGCUGAAAAUGAAUUGAGAGAGAAAACAAUGUUUAUGAGGAAUGAUCAUGAAGCUCAGAUCAAAGCAUUGAGGUGUGAACUUGAAGAUGAGUGUCGGAAGCUGGAAGAGGAGUUGCAUCUUCAAAAAUCCAAAGAAGACAGGCAAAGGGCUUUGUUGCAGUUGCAGUUGAAAGUGAUGAGUGACAAGCCCAAAGAGGACCAAGAAGUGAAUUCAAAACAGGUUGACUUGUGUUUCAAUCUAUUUGUCUGCGUCUGUCUUCAAAUGGAUGCCAUAUUUGCUAAUUUUCAUGUUGGGAUACCUUUGGUAGUUUGGUUUGACAUAUUACAUUUAUCAUUUGGAAGGCACAGUUGGGGAAAUGAGAAGACAUUUCUUGUAUACCUAAAUGUGCUUCUUUAA
Glycine soja is the source of this 479-nucleotide messenger RNA. Its product is annotated as synaptonemal complex protein 1-like. NCBI's taxonomy places the organism in Eukaryota, Viridiplantae, Streptophyta, Magnoliopsida, Fabales, Fabaceae. The transcript is spliced from 3 exons. The coding region runs from base 6 to 479 and encodes 157 amino acids. The record is from RefSeq and is a predicted model, not a curated record.